Cryphonectria parasitica EP155 is the source of this 639-nucleotide messenger RNA. Its product is annotated as P-loop containing nucleoside triphosphate hydrolase protein. The transcript is spliced from 2 exons. Lineage: Eukaryota; Fungi; Ascomycota; Sordariomycetes; Diaporthales; Cryphonectriaceae. The record is from RefSeq and is a predicted model, not a curated record. Gene Ontology annotation, biological process: protein localization to organelle; Golgi to plasma membrane protein transport; intracellular protein transport. Gene Ontology annotation, molecular function: GTPase activity; GTP binding. The coding region runs from base 1 to 639 and encodes 212 amino acids. Gene Ontology annotation, cellular component: Golgi apparatus.
AUGUACCAUCUCGCCAAGGGGCUCUACCUGCUGGCAACCAGCAAGGAAGAGUACUCGGUGAUCCUCCUCGGCCUCGACAACGCCGGCAAGACGACCUUCCACGAGCAGGUCAAGUCCCUCUUUCUCCCCGACAAGCCAGAGCCCAAGCUCAACACGGUGCCGACGGUGGGGCAAAACGUCUCGACCAUCAGCCUCCCGGACAUGUACCUCAAGAUCUGGGACGUGGGCGGGCAGCACUCGCUGCGCAAGCUGUGGCAGAGCUACUACGCCAGCUGCCACGCCAUCAUCUUCAUCAUCGACAGCACGGACAUCGGCGACGGGAACCUGGACCACGACCACACGGGCCGCCUGGACGAGUGCCGCCUGGUGCUCGAGGACGUGCUGCAGCACAGCGAGACCGAGGGCGUCCCCGUGCUGGUGCUGGCCAACAAGCAGGACAGGGAGGACUGUGUCGAGGUCGUCAGGAUCAAGGAGGGCCUGGUCAAGAAGGUGUUUGAGGGCGAGAAGGCCAGCAGCAUCCGUGACUCGAGGGUCCUGCCCGUGUCCGCCCUGACGGGCACCGGCGUCAGGGAAGCCAUCGAGUGGGUGAGGUCGAGGGUCAAGUGGAACAAGGAGUCGAGGCCGCCCGUGAUGAGGUGA